AUGGCCACGCUCAAGCCAAUCCCUGACAGCGAGUUAUUCCCAGAGUUGCCACUGUCUGGCGCCAAAGACUUUACUCAGGCGCCACUGGAGCUGCCCGCCAAUGUUCAAGUCUUCAUCAAACGACCCAAAAUCUCACAAUGUGAUGUGUAUAAACGACACAAUGUAGUACACCUGCUCGCCCAAAGCUUUCUGGAGGAGGCCCGCUACCUAACCGGAAUUGUGCUCAGCCGUCAUUCGCACGACCUGAAGAACUAUCUCAGAGGCGGAGUGGGAAAUAUCGAUAAGAAAGCAUUCAUGAAUGCGCUUGAGUCCGCCAUUUAUCAAUUACAGUCAUUCGGUUGGUCACAUAAUGACCUCAACCCGACGAGUGUGCUGGUCGACGACUCCGAGGCCAGUUGUGGAAUGCCAGUCCUGAUCGGCUUUGGCUCGGCCGGGAAAAUCGGCAGUUUGCUAGGAACGUCCUGGGGCAUGAGUGGUUGGAUUGAGGGUCGGAUUGAAGACUAUACCACUUCUGAAAAGGAACAUGAUAUCUUUGCCCUGGAGAAAAUGCGACUCUGGUUGGACAACCCGACUUUCGACGACGAUUAA
Penicillium soppii is the source of this 588-nucleotide messenger RNA. RefSeq lists its product as uncharacterized. The record is from RefSeq and is a predicted model, not a curated record. Bases 1 to 588 code for a protein of 195 amino acids. Gene Ontology annotation, biological process: protein phosphorylation. The transcript has 2 exons. Gene Ontology annotation, molecular function: ATP binding; protein kinase activity. NCBI's taxonomy places the organism in Eukaryota, Fungi, Ascomycota, Eurotiomycetes, Eurotiales, Aspergillaceae.